Messenger RNA from Neodiprion virginianus, 8224 nucleotides. It is a transcript of the gene Ufd4, whose product is annotated as E3 ubiquitin-protein ligase HECTD1. Gene Ontology annotation, molecular function: ubiquitin protein ligase activity; protein binding; metal ion binding. Gene Ontology annotation, cellular component: nuclear speck. The record is from RefSeq and is a predicted model, not a curated record. The transcript is spliced from 24 exons. Lineage: Eukaryota; Metazoa; Arthropoda; Insecta; Hymenoptera; Diprionidae. Bases 309 to 7949 code for a protein of 2546 amino acids. Gene Ontology annotation, biological process: protein K63-linked ubiquitination; proteasome-mediated ubiquitin-dependent protein catabolic process; anatomical structure development.
CGCUCCCAUUAUGCGAGCUUUCAAUACAUUCGAGACCCUUGGGACGUUGGAUGCACGUCACAAGUAAAUGGCAGAAUACGAAAACACGAUUGAAAAUAGUGUCUCGUCGUGAAGAAAGUAGGUAUUUCGAUAGGCGUCGUGAAUGGUAGUUUGCACGAAACAAGAGUGACGAUAAUUCGUUAGGAAAGAAUGUUUGUUUCCGAGGAAGUAUGACGACCUGACGACCUACGGAGGAUGGAAAACUAAGGAACGGUACGUACACUUAAUAAUUCAAACAUUUGGAACAGCCCUGGAGCAGCACUGAAAAGAUGGCAGAAGUAGACCCAGAAACAUUACUAGAAUGGCUCAGCAUGGGUCAAGGGGACGAAAGGGAUAUGCAACUCAUAGCCCUAGAACAGCUGUGCAUGUUGUUACUUAUGUCUGAUAAUGUUGACAGAUGUUUUGAAAGUUGUCCUCCACGUACGUUUCUCCCGGCCCUUUGUCGCAUCUUUUUGGAUGAACUUGCCCCUGAUAGUGUGCUGGAGGUCACAGCUCGUGCGAUCACAUAUUAUCUUGAUGUAUCGGCAGAAUGUACGCGAAGAGUAAUCUCUAUGGAUGGUGCUGUCAAAGCGAUUUGCGGUCGUCUUUCUGGAGCAGGACUUGGAUCUCGAGCCAGUCGAGAUUUAGCUGAACAGUGUAUCAAGGUCUUGGAGCUUGUUUGCGCUAGAGAAGCAGGAGCAGUUUUUGAAGCCGGCGGUCUACCAUGUGCCUUGUCAUUCAUACGUGAACAUGGAGCGCGAGUACACCGUGACACAUUGCAUUCUGCAAUGGCAGUUGUUUCUCGUUUGUGUGGAAAAGUUGAGCCACAGGAUAAGGCAUUGCCGGAUUGCGUUGAAGCUUUAUCCACUCUACUGCGGCAUGAAGAUGCCCAUGUUGCUGACGGUGCAUUGAGGUGUUUCGCCUCGUUAGCUGAUAGAUUCUCGCGAAGAGGUGUUGACCCUGCCCCUUUAGCUUCCCAUGGCUUAGUUUCUGAAUUACUGUAUAGAUUAUCAAACGCAGCUGGACCUGGUGCAUCUGCAGCUACUACAUCAAGUAACACAAAAACUCCACCCCCGUCUACAACAUCGACAGCUCCAGCCCCAGAACCAAAGUCUUGCGCUUCAGUUUCAACGAUAAUUAGCCUUUUAUCAACAUUGUGCAGAGGGUCUCCAUCGAUAACGCACGACUUGCUUCGUUCGGAGUUGCCUGACGCAAUAGAGAAAGCUUUAAAGGGCGAUGAAAGAUGUGCCCUAGAUUCAAUGAGAUUAGUAGACUUGCUUUUAGUUCUAUUAUUUGAAGGAAGAUCGGCUCUAGGUAGAGGUGCAGCGGGGGGUCCGUCUGGUCCUUUAUUGCCUCGACUUAGGAGGCUCGACAGUGCCGGGGAAAAAUCUCAUAGACAGUUAAUCGACUGUAUUAGAUCAAAAGAUACUGACGCGUUAAUAGAAGCCAUAGACUCUGGUGGUAUAGAAGUUAAUUUCAUGGAUGACGUUGGACAAACUCUUCUGAACUGGGCGUCAGCUUUUGGUACGCAAGAAAUGGUAGAAUUUUUAUGCGACAGAGGAGCGGACGUUAACAAGGGCCAACGAUCGUCCAGUUUACACUAUGCAGCUUGCUUUGGAAGGCCAGCUAUCGCAAAAGUGUUACUCAGACACGGUGCUAAUCCGGAUUUGAGGGAUGAAGACGGUAAAACACCACUAGACAAGGCUAGAGAACGUGUCGACGAAGGUCACAGGGAAGUUGCAGCAAUACUGCAGUCUCCUGGGGAGUGGAUGCUGCCACCUAAUCAAGAGAAUCGAAAACCAGAAACUGAAGUUGAGAACUUUACCGAGCCUAAAGGUGAUCCAGAGAUGGCUCCUGUUUACCUCAAGAGAUUGUUGCCAGUUUUCUGUGCCACGUUUCAGUCCACCAUGCUGUCCAGUGUGAGGAAAGCUAGUCUAAGUUUAAUCAGAAAAAUGGUACACUACAUUCAGCCAGAGCUGCUUGUCGAAGCAUGCGGAUCUGAAGGAACGGAUUGCGGUGCAACGCUGGUAGAGGUCAUUGCUACUGUGUUGGAUAACGAGGAAGAUGAAGAUGGGCAUUUGAUCGUCCUCCAAAUGAUUCAAGAUCUAAUGGUGAAAGGAAAAGAUGAAUUUUUGGAACAUUUCGCAAGACUAGGUGUAUUCUCCAAAGUUGCUACAUUGGCGACGGAGCCAGAAUCAGAGACUAGUCAGUCCGGGGAAGAACAAACCAUCGAAGAUGCUAGGGAACUUCUAGUUGGCAGAGCUUAUCAUUGGAGGGAUUGGUGUAUUUGCAGGGGACGUGAUUGUUUGUAUGUUUGGUCAGACGCAGCUGCUUUAGAAUUGUCAAACGGAAGUAAUGGCUGGUUCAGGUUUAUUCUCGAUGGUAAACUGGCCACAAUGUACUCGAGUGGUAGCCCAGAAGGUGGUACGGAUACAACGGGGAAGGGACGAAAUACAGAGUCGCUCACUACUGAAGAAAAUCGUGGAGAGUUUCUUGAGAAAUUACAAAGAGCUCGCACUCAAGUUAAACCAAAUUCUAUAAGCCAGCCUCUUCUUUCUCGUCCUGGUACGGCACGAUUGGUAGUUGGAAAUUGGUCUCUCUCGAGUCGAAGAGAAGGUGAAUUGUACAUCCAUAACAGCGACGGACAGCAGCAAGCAACUAUUCUGAGAGAAGAUUUGCCUGGAUUUAUUUUCGAAUCUAAUCGAGGCACCAAACAUUCCUUUACUGCUGAAACAAGCUUGGGCCCUGAGUUUGCAGCUGGCUGGGCAGGCAAGCGUGGAAAACGUUUACGAUCUAAGCUUGAAGCGAUUAAGCAAAAAGUUAAGAGUCAAGCGCAAGAAAUAUAUGAGCGUUAUUUCAAAGUGGCUCAGGCUCAACCUCGUGGAGUGGUGGCAAAACUUGGGACCAUUGUUAGUCAGAUAGAAAAGGCCUGUCAGAAACAGCAGUCUGGAAAUCGUGAAUGGCGUAACGUGUUGCAAAAUACGUUGGAAGAACUAAAGAUCUUGUUGAAUGAAGAAGGAAAAGUUUCAGCUUAUGAGUUGCACUCUAGUGGACUUGUGCAGACUUUACUCGCACUUUUAGCUGCGCCACCGGGACCACAACCACCAUCGUUGAGAGCUACUAAAUUGAGGCUUCAGAGGAUAGCAUUGUUCAAAAAUUGUUUCCAAGCUAAUGAUAUCAAUCAUGAACAGAGUUCUGCCAAAGUUUUAGUCCACAAGCUCGUUUCUGUGCUAGAAUCGAUCGAAAAACUUCCUGUAUAUUUGUACGAUACACCAGGUUCUGGAUACGGACUUCAGAUUUUGACAAGGAGGCUACGUUUCCGUUUGGAAAAAGCAGCCGGUGAAAGUGCAUUGAUUGACCGGUCUGGCAGAGGUUUGAAAAUGGAACCGUUGAGCACUGUACAACAGUUGGAACAUCACUUGUUGAAAAUGGUUGCAAAGCAAUGGCAUGACCAUGAUAGAUCCACAUUUAACUUUGUCAAAAAACUAAAAGAGGGUAACAAAAUGUCAUUCAAAUAUCAGUAUGAUUUCGACGAGAACGGACUGAUAUACUGGAUUGGAACUAAUGCCAAAACCAGUUCGGAGUGGGUUAAUCCGGGCCAGUAUGGACUUGUUGUGGUGACUUCCAGUGAUGGUCGUAUUUUGCCUUACGGCCGACUUGAAGACAUCUUGAGUCGCGAUACAUCAGCUUUAAAUUGUCACACAAACGACGACAAGCGGGCCUGGUUCUCAGUAGACUUAGGUGUAUGGCUUAUACCAAGUGCGUACAGUUUGAGGCAUGCCAGAGGAUAUGGCAGAAGUGCCUUGAGAAACUGGAUGUUGCAAGUAUCGAAGGAUGGGAUAAACUGGACUACCUUGUACACGCAUGUUGAUGACUGUUCUCUCAAUGAACCCGGAAGUACAGCAACUUGGACUCUUGAACCUCCAGCUGAAGAGGUUCAGGGUUGGCGUCAUCUUCGCUUACAGCAAACUGGCAAAAACUCGUCUGGUCAAACGCAUUAUCUGUCCAUGUCUGGCUUGGAAAUUUAUGGUGAAGUCACAGGAGUAUGCGAAGAUUUAGGUCGAGCUGCUAGGGAAGCUGAAGCGAGCGUUCGCAGACAAAGGAGAUUAGUCAGAACUCAAGUUCUUAGGCAUUUGGUUGCGGGUGCACGUGUCGCCAGAGGACUUGACUGGAAAUGGAGAGAACAGGAUGGUGUUCCACCGGGAGAAGGCACAGUAACGGGAGAAUUGCACAAUGGUUGGAUAGAUGUAACUUGGGACCACGGUGGCUCUAACUCAUAUCGCAUGGGUGCAGAAGGAAAAUACGACUUAAGGCUAGUGAGCACAGGUGUGGAAAGUGAAAAUGGCAUGAAAACUAAAAAUGGUGCAAGUGUACUAACCAGCAGGAAGUCUAGCAGUACGCCCAGUUUACCAGACUGUACAGAUGCUGUGAUGCGAGGAUCUGUCGCAUCGACAGACCAAGCCGCUAGUGCUGACAAUUUGGCUGCAAAGCAAGCAGAGUCCAUAGCAGAGAGCGUCCUGUCAGUGGCCCGUGCAGAAGCAGUUGUAGCGGUAACUGGAGAAGGCGCUGCCAGUGCAGCGGGUGAACUGUCUGUUGUUUUACAUCCAAGACCCGAUGCAACCAGUGACUUGGCAACUAUUGUUGAAAGUCUUGCGCUGAAUACUGAAUACUCAAUUAACAGCAACAGUAAUCGUGCUACAAACAGUUCUAAACCUCACUUUCCUACAGUUCGAGGGAACAAGCCUGCGAGUGGUCUGUUGAGUUUGGAAGCAGCAGAAGUGUUGGAUCGUAUGCGCGAAGGUGCAGACAGGUUGCGUAAUAAUACUAACAGUUUCUUGAGUGGGGAAUUACUCGGUUUGGUUCCUGUUAGAAUUAGCGUGUCUGGUGAGACUGACGAAAGUUCAAUGAGGAUUCGACCCGUGACUAGACAUCAUCCAGGAAUCACUGACAACAUGAAAGAGUGCGGGCGUGACAAAGAAGCUAGUUCGUCAUCUCAGAAUGCUCCUGGAUGUCCCAUCGUAGUAACAAAUCCCAUGUCUGUAUCUGUACCAAAUCUUACCUGUACAGAAGCUAACAAUACCUUGGAACCAGCAGCAGCUACCGGAUUCCUAGAGACUUUUGCUGCAAUGGCUCGCAGACGAACUUUGGGUCCCGCAGGUGGCCAACACAUAGCUCCAAACUCAAACUCCGGUUCAAAUCCUCGCGGGCCAAACUCUGUGUCUAGUUUGGUGAGGUUAGCAUUGAGCUCCAACUUCCCUGGAGGCUUGCUGAGCACCGCUCAAAGCUAUCCAAGUCUUACUAGCAGUGGCCAAGUUGCAGGCAGUGGAGUUACAACAACUACAGGACCUAGCCUUGGUCAAGCUCUUACUAUGUCUCUGACUAGUACAAGUAGUGACAGCGAACAGUUGUGGCUCCAGGUUAGUGUCGAAGAUUUUGUCGAAUCAUGCAGCGGAGUCGCAGGAACUGGUGUUGUUGGUGGCCGUGGUAUAGGUGGCCCAACUCUGUUAGGUGAAUUAGAAGAUGACGAAGAUGGCGCUCUUGCCGAAGAAGAUGAUGAUAAUGAAGAAAAUGAACAAGAGGAAGACGAUGAAGAAAAUGAAGAAGAAGGUGACGGAGGUGAAGGUGAAUAUGAAGAGGUGAUGGUGAGUCGCAACCUAUUGGCAGCGUUCAUGGAAGAGGAAGCACAGCCUCAGCCUACUAAAAGACGAGCUUGGGAUGAUGAAUUUGUGCUGAAACGUCAGUUUUCCGCUCUAAUACCUGCUUUCGACCCAAGGCCGGGCAGGACAAAUAUUAACCAGACGACAGAUCUCGAAGUUCCGCCACCAGGCAGUGAACUACAAAUGAGUACACGCUCAGGUUUACCGACAAGUCCUAAACUAUCUUUGACCCUGAAAGGUCCAGGACUCCCUGGUAUUCCUGAUGUUGAAGUGCCUCUCACUGAACCUCAGUCUACAAUAUUCCAGGUGGUUCAAGAGCUAAUGCAGCUUACAGAAUUGGGCAGCAGACAGGAGAAAUUGAGAAGGAUAUGGGAACCGACUUACACAAUAGUUUACAAAGAAACUAAAGACGAGGAAUCAUCCGGCCGUGCUACGCCCAUAAUAACAUUAUACUCACGGAAUCAAAUACAGAACACAAGUGCCUGUACAGUAGAAGACGUCUUACAACUUUUGCGACAUGUGUUUGUACUGAGCGCGAUGCGUGAGGAGAAUAAAGAUACUAUUAUGGACGAUAGUAGUCCAGAAAGCUAUUGGGUCAAUCCAGACGAUUUCACGUCGAAAAAGAUUACAAACAAAGUUGUACAACAGAUUCAAGAUCCAUUGGCCCUCGCAGCUGGAGCCUUACCCAGUUGGUGCGAGGAGCUAGCAAGAAGUUGCCCGUUUUUGCUACCGUUCGAGACAAGAAGAUUGUACUUCAGUUGCACAGCUUUCGGAGCAUCGAGGUCAAUAGUUUGGCUACAAACUCAAAGAGAUGCUGUAUUAGAAAGGCAAAGAGCGCCAGGGCUCAGUCCCCGAAGAGACGAUAGCCAUGAAUUUAGAGUAGGAAGACUAAAACACGAGAGGGUCAGUGUGCCCAGGGGAGAGAAAUUACUUGACUGGGCUGAGCAGGUGCUCAAAGUACAUGCAAGCCGUAAGAGCAUACUAGAGGUGCAGUUUGUUGGUGAAGAAGGCACCGGCCUUGGACCUACUUUGGAAUUCUUUGCGUUAGUUGCCGCUGAAUUACAACGCAAAGAUUUAGGCCUGUGGUUGUGCGAUGACGAGCAAACUUGCGAGGAAGAGAAAUCCUGCCCACCUGGGGAACAAAUUCGUCCGCCAGGAUACUAUGUCGUUAGACCAAGUGGACUUUUCCCAGCUCCAUUACCUCAAGAUUCGCCAGUUUGCGACAAGGCUGUCCGGUAUUUCUGGUUCCUAGGUGUAUUCUUAGCCAAAGUUUUACAAGAUAAUAGACUUGUGGAUAUACCGCUAUCCCAACCUUUCUUGAAACUUAUGUGUCGCGGAGAUAUCACCAACAAUGUCAACGAAAGAAUAGGGUUAAAUACAGUUCCACAAGAGAGUAUGCCAUCCAGCAUGGCGAGUAGUUUCAUCUCUGAAGAAGGCGAACUUGAUGCACAAUAUUCUCUUGAGCAAACUCCUUGGUAUGAUGGUAUACUUAACAUCGACGAUUUAGCCAUUGUAGAUCCGGUCAGAGGCGAGUUUCUUAAACAAACCCAAAGCCUAGUGUCAAGACGCGAUAGAACUCUCUCUGACGGUCCAUUAACAGAGGAAGUAAGAGAUUCAUUACACAUCACUCAUCCGUCUGGUACAUCAAUUUCCAUUGAAGAUCUGGCUUUGACAAUGAGCUAUGCCCCCAGUUCGCGAAUCUUUGAACACGAACAAGUUGAACUGAAAGAGGGAAGUGUAAAUAUUCCUGUGACGCUAGAUAAUGUCCAUGAAUAUGUAGAUCUGACAGUAAAAUACUGCUUGGAACGAGGUAUCGCCAGGCAGCUGGAUGCGUUCAAAGCUGGCUUCUCCAAGGUAUUUUUAAUGGAAAAAUUACACGCCUUCAGCCCGGAAGAAAUUAGAGCCAUGCUAUGUGGAGAACAGGACCCUCACUGGACCAGGGAGGACUUACUGAAUUACACGGAGCCCAAACUGGGAUAUACUAGAGAAAGUCCUGGAUUCCAACGAUUUGUGAAUGUGCUGCUAUCACUUACGGGACCGGAGCGGAAAGCUUUUCUUCAGUUUGCGACAGGUUGUUCAGCAUUGCCACCAGGUGGCCUAUGCAACCUGCAUCCUAGAUUAACUGUGGUUCGUAAGGUUGACGCUGGGUCCGGAGGUUUUCCUUCAGUAAACACAUGUGUGCAUUAUCUAAAGUUACCAGAAUACCCAACUGAAGAGCUUCUAAAGGUGAGGCUUUUGGCUGCAACUCGAGAAAGAGGAUUCCACUUGAACUAGGCACUCUGUAACUUAAUGAAAAUAAAUGUUUGUAUUUGUGGGUAAGUAAAAAGAAGAGAAAACAAAAUUGAGUCAUCGAAAAAAUGAACUGUCUAUGUUUUAUGGAUUGAAUUAAGUUUGAUAACAACCACAGGUAGUUAUACUAUGUAAGGAAUGGGGAUAGGUGAACAUCUAUCACAAAUUCGCAAUGAAGUAUACAUAUGAAAUAUAUAUAUUAUACGUGGAAUAUAUAUGGGGCAUUCCAUGUCAAUUCGCCGGGCCAUUAGCCUGACCCC